Molecule: messenger RNA, 1417 nt
Organism: Quercus robur (English oak)
Lineage: Eukaryota; Viridiplantae; Streptophyta; Magnoliopsida; Fagales; Fagaceae
Product: polyadenylate-binding protein 6-like
Exons: 4
Coding region: 109-1191 (360 amino acids)
Cellular component (GO): cytosol; ribonucleoprotein complex; nucleus
Molecular function (GO): poly(A) binding; poly(U) RNA binding; mRNA 3'-UTR binding
Source: RefSeq, a predicted model, not a curated record
CCGGAGGAGACAAUACCAAUUUGUAUAAUAGUCAAUAGGCCUUUCUCUCGCCUUCUCUCUGCAGUGACUUCUGGAAGUACCAUUUCUAAGGUGCCUUUUAUUGGAUCGAUGACUUCAAGCACAUUGGUGGUUAAGAAUCUUUCUGAACUUGCCACCGAGGAUGAUCUCAAGGAGUUAUUCUUUAAAGAGGGGCCGGUGGGCAGCGUUGACUUCGAGUCUUCUACUUGUGCCGUCGUCAAAUUCCGGAGCAGUAAUCACGCAAAGGAAGCUAUGGAUAAGCUAAACAAGACAGAAUUGAAGGGAAAGCCAAUGAUUAUCACGUGGUGUGAAAAGCAAUGUCCUAGUAGUAAUGCAAAAUUGUGGGUGUCAAUUACUGGCCCUAUCAAUAAUGAUGACUUCGAGGCUUUAUUGUCCCGUUUUGGUGCUGUUGAUUCUUUUGAAGUGGUAUUGCAACAUCCUGAUACAUCCUAUCGGAUUGUGCAGUUCAACUCAGAGACAUCUGCUACAAAUGCCAUUAAAUUUUUCAACAUUGCUGACAAGUAUGGCAUGAAAUUCUCAAAAUAUAAUGAUUGCAAGGUUCUCUAUGUGGAAUAUCAUUCAAAAGAUCCAGACGAGAACUAUAUUGUAUCAGCGUUCUCUUUGUACGGGAAAUGCACUGUCAAAAUCGAGAAAGAUAGAAAUUGUAAAUCGAGUGGUAUUGGUUUUGUUAGCUAUCAUACAUCAGAAGGGGCUGAAGGAGCUAUGAGGAACUUACAUGGCAGAUAUAUUGGUACACAUCGUUUGUACAUAAGAGGUAUUGUAAUGCAAGCUGUGACUGAAGAUAACAAUCCUGAAGAAGUCUCAGGUCAUUAUUCUGUAGAAGUCCCAAUUUUUGUGAUUGAAAGAAAUCGGAGGCAAUUAAUUGCACGUGUCAAUAUGAAUGAUUUUCGUAAUAUAUCAGAUUUCCUUCAAUUCCUAGGGGAACUAAGGGGUGAUCAUAAACAUAAUGGUGUAUCGGAGAGAAUUAGUCUCACCAGUCCAUGGCCUGGUUACAAAGUUGUGUAUACACACGUUAACAGUAAGAAGGAGGAAGUCAUGAAACCGUGGGAAGAUGUUGAACCGUUUUUCAAUGAAGAUCGAUUCAAGAUCUCUGAGGAAUGGUUCCUUGGUAAGGUCAACAAAAUAGAGUUUUAUGAGAUCUCCGAGAUGUAGGCGGUGCCACUUGUGAAAUGCAUGAUUACAGUUUUUUUUUUUUUUUUGAGUUAAUAAUGAUUCCUUUUGAAUGGUUUGGAGGAAGACGAUCUUUUAUUUUUGUUCUAAUUUUUGUGGAGGGAUGGAGUUUGGUGUUUUCUUAUGAAUGUUGAAGAAUGUGGUUGAUAUAUUAAUAUUGUGCAAUAUUACAAAGAUAUUUUAAUAAGAAUUCCAAAGUUUGAAUGUA